AUGCCAGUUUUAGAGGAAAUAGAAGAUUAUGAUGAUAUUGAUAAUCUAGAGAUGGAUUUAUCUCAAUUGACCACAACAAAAAAUAACAACAAUAAUAAUAAUGAUAUUAGCAAUAAUAAUACAGGUAUACGUCAGAGUCGUCCUGUAGAAUUGCCCGUGAGCUCUGAUCAAAUGGCCUUUGUUAAUCCUCAGACAGGACGUAUUGAUCACACUUCUCAACUUUCAAAAGAAGAAAUGGAUGAAAUAAAACAUUUUACCAUAUUUUACCCAUGCUAUUUCGAUAAGAAACGUUCACAUAAACAGGGUCGUCGAGUACCAAUUGAUUUAGCUGUUGAAAAUCCAUUAGCAAAAACCAUGGCAGAUGCUGUUCAAUUAUUACAGUUACCUUGUAUAUUUGAAGCUGAUAAGACGCAUCCUCAAGAUUUUGGUAAUCCUGGUAGAGUUCGCAUUCUUUUACAUCAAUCAAGGUUUACAAAAAACAAGGUAUUGUUAGAAAUUGCUAAAUAUAUGAAAUCACAUCCAACCACAUUAAAAUCACCAAAAGAUAUUCCAUAUGGACCUGAUUUCCAAGGUGUCGAACCUAAAUUAGUACCCAAAGUAAAAGGUUUUAUGAUGAACGAAAUUGUUCCAUUACAUUCUCCAUUAUUAAUGGGCCAUCCAAUGACUAAGAACCUGUAUGAUGCACCACCACCACCUGUCACUAAUGAAAAGCAAUUUAAAGCUCCAAAGAAUAAAUAUAAGGUUAUUAGAAGGUAG
Molecule: messenger RNA, 756 nt
Organism: Henningerozyma blattae CBS 6284
Lineage: Eukaryota; Fungi; Ascomycota; Saccharomycetes; Saccharomycetales; Saccharomycetaceae
Gene: SEC65
Product: RNA-binding signal recognition particle subunit SEC65
Exons: 1
Coding region: 1-756 (251 amino acids)
Biological process (GO): SRP-dependent cotranslational protein targeting to membrane; SRP-dependent cotranslational protein targeting to membrane, signal sequence recognition
Cellular component (GO): signal recognition particle, endoplasmic reticulum targeting
Molecular function (GO): 7S RNA binding
Source: RefSeq, a predicted model, not a curated record